Molecule: messenger RNA, 4325 nt
Organism: Coregonus clupeaformis (lake whitefish)
Lineage: Eukaryota; Metazoa; Chordata; Actinopteri; Salmoniformes; Salmonidae
Product: complement receptor type 1
Exons: 20
Coding region: 157-2232 (691 amino acids)
Source: RefSeq, a predicted model, not a curated record
UUUAUUAAAGACACGCCCCCUUGUCUUACCUGAAAUGGAGGAGCACUGCCCUUAAAGAAAGGUGCAACACAAACGUCAAGUUGCUAGUCAGGCAGACAUCGUUACUAGUUGAAGAAAGCGUACAGACCAUUUGAACAAUAAGGAAAAGAAGACGUCAUGCAGCCCUCUAACGUCUGUUGGUCCUUGACGAUAUGGAUGGUCCAGCUGGCCUUGAUGUUUCUCACUAUUCAAGCUCAAAACUGCACCAAACCCAUAGGAGGGCCAAACAUGGUUUUGUCAGAUGCCUUAAUCACUCAUGAGACAUUUGUAGACGGAGCAAAUGUCACUUUUGACUGUGCAAUUGGAUAUGUCCGUGCAGGAGGGUCUCGUACAGUCACCUGUACUGCUGGCGUGUGGAGUAAAGUGAAACUGGAAUGCGAAAGGAAGUCGUGUGGCUCCCCAGGAGAAGUGAUGAACGGCCAUUUUAAUCUCUCUGAGGGGAUCUUGUUUGGUGACAAGGUUGUUGCUACCUGUAACACUGGCUAUUUGCUUGUGGGCAGCGGUGUAAGGACCUGUAUGGACGGAGGCUGGGAUGGCAGAGUUCCUGUAUGUGAAGUGGUGAAGUGUGGAAAGCCCCCCACCAUUGUCAAUGGUGGGCCAGUUGUCCCACCUGAAGAGACGUAUAACUUUGGAGAUGUAGUGCAAUAUGGCUGUGAGAAGGAUUACACUCUGGUUGGAACUAAAUCCAUAACCUGCUCUGAGAAUGGAGAAUUCCAGCCAGCUCCACCUGAGUGUAAAAUGGUCUCAUGUCCUCCUCCUGUUGUUGACAAUGGCGUUCGGAUUGAAGGCCGUCCCCCCUAUACGUACAAGUCUUUUGUGACAUAUAAGUGCAACGCUGGAUAUGAGAUGGAGGGACAAGCCAGUCUGACCUGUGAAAUAGAAGGCUGGUCAGCUCCUUUCCCUACAUGCAGAGCUCAAAGCUGCACCAAACCCAUAGGAGGGCCAAACAUGGUUUUGUCAGAUGCCUUAAUCACUCAUGAGACAUUUGUAGACAGAGCAAAAGUCACCUUUGACUGUGCAAUUGGAUAUGUCCGUGCAGGAGGGUCUCGAUCAGUCACCUGUACUGCUGGCGUGUGGAGUGAAGUGAAACUGAUAUGCGAAAGGAAGUCGUGUGGCUCCCCAGGAGAAGUGAUGAACGGCGAUUUUGAUCUCUCUGAGGGGAUCUUGUUUGGCGACAAGGUUGUUGCUACCUGUAACACUGGCUAUAUGCUUGUGGGCAGCGAUGUAAGGACCUGUAUGGACGGAGGCUGGGAUGGCAGAGUUCCUUUAUGUGAAGUGGUGAAGUGUGGAAAGCCCCCCACCAUUUUCAACGGUGUGCCUGUUGUCCCACCUGAAGAGACGUAUCACUAUGGAAGUGUAGUGCAAUAUGGCUGUGAGAAGGAUUACACUCUGGUUGGAACUAAAUCCAUAACCUGCUUGGAGAAUGGAGAAUUCCAGCCAGCUCCACCUGAGUGUAAAAUGGUCUCAUGUCUUCCUCCUGUUGUUGACAAUGGCGUUCGGAUUGAAGGCCGUCCCCCCUAUACGUACAAGUCUUUUGUGACAUAUAAGUGCAACGCUGGAUAUGAGAUGGAGGGACAAGCCACUCUGACCUGUGAAAUAGAAGGCUGGUCAACUCCUUUCCCUACAUGCAAAGCUCAAAGCUGCACCAAACCCAUAGGAGGGCCAAACAUGGUUUUGUCAGAUGCCUUCAUCGCUCAAGAGACAUUUGUAGACGGAGCAAAAGUCACUUUUGACUGUGCAAUUGGAUAUGUCAGUGCAGGAGGGUCUCAUACAGUCACCUGUUCUGCUGGCGUGUGGAGUGAAGUGAAACUGAUAUGCGAAAGGAAGUCGUGUGGCUCCCCAGGAGAAGUGAUGAACGGCCAUUAUGAUCUCUCUGAGGGGAUCUUGUUUGGCGACAAGGUUGUUGCUACCUGUAACACUGGCUAUAUUCUUGUGGGCAGCGAUGUAAGGACCUGUAUGGACGGAGGCUGGGAUGGCAGAGUUCCUGUAUGUGAAGAAGAGCAUGUACCUGGUCCCACUGAUCAAACCCCGAAGCCCAGCGACAACACUGGGUUAAUAGCAGGCUGUGUUGUAGGUGUACUUGUCGUACUUCUUUGUCUUGCGGUAUUUGUAUUCUACAAAGUUAAACGAAGCUCUCGAAGUGGCUACUCAGGAAAUGUGGCCACUAAAAACUCUGAAGACAAUGAGUUGUAGCAUCCUCGGCCAUGUGCCAAGGAGCCUACUUUACCUUAGUCGUCUCCUGCUAAUUGAGAAAGGAGUCACGGAGAACUGGCUGCUAUGACGGUGCCCCCGAAUCAACUACCUUCCGCUUAACAAUACAGCAGCCCCUCCCAGACACCGGGAAUGGUUCAUAUCCUUUCAAAGGAAGCUCUAUUACGUGAUGAUAUGGAACUUCACGAUGAAGAAUGUAUUGGUUCACUCCCAUUUGGAAGCUUGUGCAUAAGGAGUGGCCUAACUUGAUUACUUAAUCUAAGCCUGCUUUAUCUCAUUGCCUACAUUCUGAUGUUAAAAUUCCCCCAUAUGUAUGGCAGCUGCUCUUCAGGGCGACCAUGCAUCACAAAGCCAGUUUUACCCCCUCUGAAAUAAAGACAUUUAAGGAAAUCUUAUCCUUUGCGAUAUAAAAAAAAACCACUCACAAUAUAUCAUGCAGUUUAAUAUGUCAUACCACCAAAGGUCAACAAUGGUUUCAUAGACCAGGUUGCAGAUGUGUUGAACGUAACCUCGAGUUCAUGAACAAAAUCUGGUUCAAAGAGAAUCAAUGGGCUUUCACUAAGUUUAGCUCUAGUCAUUGGCCUUGGACAAGUCUUAAUUGUGUAAAUAUCAGGUAAAUCUAAAAAGGUUGGUUUUAUAAGGAGACCAUGGAAUUGAUGCAUUAUACUUAUUUUGUAAAGUGUGCUAGUUCUUUGAGGGAUCAAGGACUCUGGCUCAUGGUCCAGCUUCUGAAUAUUUAUUUGCACUUAAAGCCUAUGUGUAUUGUCUUGGAGUUCUACUGUAGAUAAGCCAAUGAAAGAUUUAUUUAAAAAAAGAUGUAAAUACAUUUUGUUUUAAUGAGAAGUUAAAAAGGAAAAAUACAUGCCUGUAAUGUUCCAAUGUCUAUUUUCAGAGAUGAAUCAUGUUUCCGUGACACAUUUUCACUCUAAACUGUUCUGGAUUUGGGUGUAACUGGCUCACAUUGAAUGUGUAAGAUUAAUUCUGCCGACUGAUUUAAGCAGAUUGCGCAAAUGUAUUGGAGAUCUGCUUUUCAACCACUUGUAAUAUAACAUCCACCAUACCUAACAGUUGAAUUACUGCCUUGAGUAAAUUUACAAAGUGAUGUUCACAAUAGUGCAAGACUAUCUGGGUCGUGGUGUUCUAUAGGCAGGACACCUGCAGCUCUCAGUAAUAUCAGGCUCAACUUAAUGUGUUUUGAAUGUUCAAAGUGCUCUGGAUUCUUCACUAUGCCUUAGCAAUGGAAAAUACCAAACAUUCUGCAGUUGUACCCUUUAUUUAAUUUGUAUUAUCUUGACAGACAUUUUCCACUGCCCUUUUUAUUCCAUUGCUUGGUUGUCUCUUACAGGCUGUCCUGUUUUUUCUUUGUUAAUGAAAAUAACAGAUGUAAUAUGUUGUGUGAGAUCUAAUAGCACUUGUGUGCAUAAAACUAGUGGUUGCUUCAUAUGAAACCAGGUUCUUAUUUAUUAUGCUAAGAAGUUUAGAAAGUUGCAAAUAAAAGUGUAAUGAAGAAUAUUUUUAGAGUUGGAUGUCUAUUGUAUAGCCUACAGUAAAUUUGAAUUAGCUUUAUUCUGGUCAAUGUACCCUACUAAGCAGAGCGGUGUUCAACAUAACCAAACAAGACAGCCACAUUUUUAAUGCUUUUUACUUGCUAUGUUUUCAAAAUGGAAUGCAAAUCAUGUUCCAGAAUGUCAUCUUUCAUUUGAUCUUUGAAACCAUUAUUUCCAACAGAGGAGCACAUUGAAUUAACAAAAUGAAGUAUUCAUGUGUUUUUGAAGUAUACUGUAGUGGCUCUAUUCAAUCUGUAUCGCUGAAGCGUUACAUAUUGCGCAAUAUAAAUGUAAAGGUAAUUUCCGAUUGGUCAACAUGCAGCGUUUACUGUUAAUGCAGUCUCUGCUAAAGCUGGAACAAUGUCUGUACUUGUGUCUUUGGUUUCAGUGUGUCUGUAACCUGUUAAAUUCAGUGUGGAACCACUUUAAACUGGUAUGUUGUGGUCAGCCAGUUAUGAAACAUUUUUUGCACUUGUUUGAUUAACUUAAUGUACCAAUCAAUUAAACGGCAAUCAUUUUUAACAUGAA